AUUUUGGUGCAAAAGUCUUGCAUCGUUUGCGCCGUUUGGCAUACGCCAUUUUCCUGCGGACAUGUGUGGCUUCGUGCAGGAACAGAUAGAGGGCGUUAGUUUAGUAAUGGUUCCAGCCAUACAGUUGGAGUGAAACCGACAACACAACAGCGUCCAACAAUGAAAUAUUUUCCUACCUGUCCUGCAUUGUUGUAACAUUUACCUGAAGUUGCUUUUCAAAGAGAGUUUGAUGAAGUAAUUCUUUCUGGAAACUAUGCCUCGAGUUAAAAAAAAAUCAGUCGAAUAUGGAAAUCGUAAAAGAAGGAAACUAGCAGCGACAAAGCGCAGUACUCUGUAUUGUUCAUCGCCGGUAGGUGAGCGACAGUUUGUGCAGAUGCAGUCGAUGGAGAAUCACCUUCAGUUAACAGCAACACCUACACCAUCACCACCACCACCACCACCAUCAGUACCACCAGUACAGCCAUCACAACUUCAACCACCACAACCAACACCACAGCAAACACCACCACCAACAACAACAACAGCAACAAUAACAAAAGCCUGUUCUUCACCCGUGUUGUUGCCCAAGUCUUGUCCAGUUGAGGUUCAGACAGAAGAGAAAUGUUUAGACACAUUAAAAAUGGAAGAUUCAAAGACAGAAUUGAAAAAUUCUACUUUCCCAGAAGCUCUCAAAGACGAGUCACUGAGUGAUGCGCAGAGAUCUGAGUUACGUCGUAAAUAUUUCUCAGAUUUGCUCUCCAGGUGUAUUAUUACUGCUGAUAAAGCUGUUGCUGCUGUGAUGGCUGUCAGGUGUGAUUCUGCGGCUAAGAAACCCUCAGCUGUUCGCAAACCAAGAGUUCCAAGGAAACCAAAAGUUGAGAAAGCAAACAAACAGAAAGUUUAUGCAGCAGUUUCAAAACUGCCGAAUUCUGAUACCGAGGUUUCAAAGGCGCCACCAGCACCAAACCAAACUGCAACCAGCAAAGUGACAACAGCUAACUCUAAAGCUACUGGCAGUACCCCUCCGGCUAGCAAUACCCAGAAAGCUUAUGCUCUUUAUGUUGGGGGCCAGUUGAAGUACAUUCUUCCAUACAAUGGUCUUUUAGCAGCCACCAAUCCCAAUCAACCUGAAGGUGAGAUGAAAAAGUUGAUUUGUCGAGGAGUGAAUGGCAAAACAGAAAUAGCUUUGGCAAAACCGACAAUUGUGUGUGAUAACGAAAAGAAAAAAAUUGUGUUUGUUGUGCAGAAAAAGUCUCCUGACUCACCAAGUCAAAUUGUCUCGACAAAAACAACAACUGAAAAUAAAGCCUCAACAAAAUCUUCGAAUCUUCUAACAUAUGGUUCUUUUCUAAACCAUGGCAUCUCGGACAACAUGCUGAAACUGUUAUUGCCAAGUUUUGUUCCUUCUGAAGUAUCCACAACAGCAACUACGACUCCAACUCCAACAAAAUCAACCACCACAACAACACUUCCAGCUACCACUGUUGGUUCCAAGGUAACAUCGGCCAAAAGUCAGUCUGAUGUGAAUAGUUCCCAAAUUGAACCAGCUUCAACAGACAGACCAAAGGAUGUGUCUGUAGCCACUUAUGUUAAUUCUACAGGGAAUAAUCAGAAUGUGGGUACUUCUGGUGCUGCACUGACCACGACUACGACAUCUACUAAAACACUGACCACUGCAGUAGUAACAUCAACAACACCAGCAACACUGACAACAGCAGCAACACCGACAACAGCAACAACACCAGCAACAACAACAACAACACCAGCAACAGUAACAACACCAGCAACAACAACAACAACAACAGCAGAUGAAACAACAGAGGAUUCUGGUUCAAUCCACCCUGUGAAACUGUUUUCACGAGAUUCUGCCAGAAAACUUUGUCCUCCAACUUCUUCCUCUGUAUCAUCGGUUCCUGUUCCAACUAUUUUGGAUGCCAGUGAAGUACAGAAUAGUUCUGGCAAAUCUCUGUUGAGAUUUUCUUCUGUCUUGAAUGAAAACAAACAGAAAAUACAGUCCCACAGCAAACAAAGAAAUGAAGCAGCAGCAGCAGAGAGGACGAAUAUGGCACCAACAGAGAGUCAUUCUGAGAAUGUUGUUCACCAGGACAAAACGGAGAAUAGUGGGAAAGCUAUCAGUAAUAGUGACACAAAUUGUGCUAAAAAUCUGUCACAGCAAUCUGAAUCUGUAAUGGAAGACUGCCAUUCUGAUAGUAAAGAAGUAUCGCAAGAUAAUGCUGACGAUGGUGAUGAUGAUGGCAUGUUUGGAUUGAAGAUAUCUUCUGUUUUCUCUUUAGCUGAAGAACAACUGCGAUCCAGUGAGGAUGAUGUUACAGCUUCGCAACUUGGAGAAAAUUCUGAAUUUGUUAAACCUUCUUCAGAUUCCAGUUUCUUCCAUGUAGAACAACCUCAAAUAGAUGGCUUUGCUGAAAAUGACAACCUCCCAAAUGAAUCUAAAUUCCAAAGAGUUUUAAUCAAUUCUCCGCAGUCAACGAGUUCCUUGUCAAGUCCACGGACCGUUGUCGUCAGCAUGAACAACGAGGCGUUCACCUCUCCUGUGCAGCUGACAAAUUCAAACGAGGAGGUCAGUGUGGACAUCAGCAUAGAUUCAACCAAUCACCGGAAACACAUGAGUGCUGAUCAUGAGAAAACAACAAAAUUACCACCAAAUGCUGAACAAGAUUUGGAUAACUUCAACAUGACCGAUUCUCAGCUGAACAAUUCACAGAAAGAAAAUGCUUCACCAAAGAAUUCUAGCUGUUCUGAUAAAACUGAACAGGAUCCUAAGUACAUUUCUGUUGACAUACGACGGCGUAAUGGUCAGACAAAGGUAACAGCCGUCACUAAUCCUAAUCUGAAGAAAGAAUCUGCUAAAUCUAUUGCAAGCACAUUGGAAAGUGUGUCUUCAGUUACUUCUUUAGGCUCUGCCAUACCUCAAGGAAAUAGUUCCACUCGUCUUGCAGAUGAACUGCAGUGUGCUGCCCAUUCUCUACCUAUGGGCAAAUAUGUUUUCAUUCCAUUGUCUGAUAAAACGGUGGCUAUUCCUUCACAAGGUGGCAAAACCAGCAGAUCUGCCUAUAUUUUUGAAAAGAGUUUCAACCAGAAUUCUAUGCAAGUUAAAAUGCCAAAAUCUUUUGUAAAUACUAAGGACUGUCCACCUCCAACUGUCGUAUCAAAUACUAAUAAUGGAUCCCAAAUAAUUUUCCAAACCAACAACGCUUCUAAGUCUUUGAAUGAUGUGAUUAUUACUCCAUCUGCAGAUCCACUUCCAAGCUCUACAAAAGAAACUGUACCAACUCUGGAAGCCCCACCUAUAAUUACUGGUAAAAGAAUACGUAGACCAAAAAAACAUACUGGUUUUGAAGAAGAUAUUGAUUUCAUUCCUCCAGUUAGGAAAUAUCGGAAGAAAUCCAAAUCUGUUCUGAAAGAGAAAAAAAGUGGAAUGGUUGCCAGUGAUAAUCCGAAGAAGACGAAAAGCCAUGUUCCAACUCCCGAGAAUAACAAUUGUCUGUAUUAUAUGAAGGAAGGGAGUAAUAAAAUCCAGCUUUUUGAUUCUAAAUCGGAAUUAGCUACUGUAUUGCGAGCGACUGGUACAGCUCUUGAAAUUUCCAAAGUCGAUCCAGUAAAUGGCCAUCGCUUGUUACCAUCUUGCUCAACAGGUGUUGUACCAAGUGUAACUAUGGUAACGCCGAAAGUGGCACCUUCUGUUGGCAGUAUAGUUGAUCCAUCAUAUCAGAGUUGUAAUUCUUCAGGUCUGCGAAUUGAUAAUGUUCUUUCUCUGCAACCUAAUACCGUUCAUAUCAAAUCUGAACCCAUAACUUCUGGUUAUGGCGAUGAACUAGUGAAAAGUCCUCAUCAUGUAUCCCUCCUUCCAUUAAACCCUCUCAUUACUUUACCUCCUACUAGUGUACCAGAUUCCUUAAAUCUUGUUCAGAAUAUCAAAAAGGAACCGGUAAAAUAUGGUUACGAAGGGGACAUCAAUCCUGAUUCGUCUGUCUCGUUAUUAGCUCCCAUCAACCAACAUUCUUCCCUGUCAUCAAUCAAAGAAGAAAAACUUGGGCCUUGUCCAGAGAAUGUUGCUUGUAAAAACUUAGCCUCCACACAAAAGGACGUUGGUCAUUUAAGGGAUUCUUCUAAAUUAUACAAGAUGGACAAGUUUACCUUGUCAGGGUCUGGUAAGAAAUUGAACUGUAAAAAGAAAGCAGUUGGCAAAAAGGCAGCUGUCAAGAUAACAGGUUUUCCUUUAGAAACUCAAACAUCAUCAUCAUCGUCUGUGACUGACGACCUUUCAUACAGCACUCCAUCUCCUUCCAACCUUUCUCCUCUGCUCCCUGCCUCCCCCUCCACCUCCUCAUCUUCUUGUUAUUCUUCACAUGUCAGCUCUUCAAAACACAACAGUCUAGAACUUCCAAGUGCCUCCACGUCAUCGGUGACUCUCUCUUCCUCUCUGUCUGGGGAGACACCUCAGGAGGAACGGAUUCGCCGCUUGAGGGAGAUUCUGCGGGAGAAAGAACACAGCCUUGAGUUGAUUCGACAGAAUCUUGCUGUAUCAUCUACUCUUUAACUACAGGCAACAGCGUCGUCGUCGUUGUUACUAUUACUACUAAUACUACUACUACUACUACUGCUACUAUUACUACAAUCAUACACCAUUCCUGCUUCAGAACAAUCUUUCGUCUCUCAUCACAUCCAUCAUGUGUCAACAUUCAUCAUUCAAUUGUUACUGUAUAUAUAAAACCUCAUUGGUUCCAUACCAUUUUCUCAUUGUUCUCAACACUAGCCUGACAUUCAGUUUCUGUGAUUCUAUCUUGAAGCUUCUAUUUGAGACAGAAACACACACACACACACUCUCAUGCACGCACACACAAAUCCAAGCAAACAAACAGAACUGUGUUUCCUGCUCAAAUAAUUUGCAAUAAUGGUAUGUGUAUGGUUUGAAUUGAUAGCAAGAAAGGGACAUUUUGCUCAUAUGUAGUGACUUACUCUGUGUGUGUGUGUGUGUGUGUGAUGUUUCCCUGGGUAUAAUGCAUCCUCAUUAAGAUUCCAUAGAAGAAAAAAAAAAGAAACCCAACCAACCAAGCAAUCAGCCUGUGUGUUAAUGGAUCAAUGUCAUUUUAAAUUUAUGUCUGGGUCCUCUAAAGUCAAUAUUAACCGACCAUUUAUAAAUAUUGAUUUUGUUUCACUGUCUUUUCAUAUCAGAUCUUGCAUUACAGUUUCACUCUUGCAUUAUACACUGUGAAAUGUGUGUGUGUAUUUACACACACACACAUAUACUGGAUUCCAGUUAAUUGGCAAACCUAGAGACAAUAACCCCUUGGCCUAAUCCACUCCAGCUAUGCCCAACAUCCAAGGGUUUAGAACAACCAAGUAGCAUUUUUAUAGCUGCUUUCCUCCCCUAAAGCAGAGUUGGCUUUGCUGGGUCCUGGGUCCUAUGCCGAUCUGAUUAUGUUCUUGUCAUGGUUCCCUUUUUGAUGCUGUUUUAUGGCCAGAAGCCCCUCUUGUCAUCAACCUUUUUAUUCACUUCUUAUAGCAAGCAGGAAUAUAUAGUGUAACUUGUAAAAAAAAUCCGAGUAAACACAAUUACUCUGGUUGUAAAUUGCUGAAGCUUGGCCAUUGCCUGCAUCAUUUGGUAGCAGUUCUCCCUGAUAUUCUCUGGGUGGGGGGGUCUAUUGAUAGCAUCUAUCAGAAAUAAGAGACAGAGCAACUAUUUUUCACUCUGAUAUGAAUAGAUAUUCACAACCCAAAUGCAAACUCGGUACUGAUUCUUGUUGUGACGUUCUAUAGUCUACUUACUGCUGCCUGUGUGCCAUAAAUGCCUGAAAUCUUCAAAGAUUUUAGUAAUUCUCUUCAUCUGGUAUAAAUAACAACAUAAUUAACUAAUGACCCAAUUAACCAGAAUCUGCAAAACGUGUGUGUGUGUGUGUGUGUGCAAACAAAAAUUCUCAUAAUUACAAUGUUUUGCAUAUGUCUGCAGUAUUUUCUGUAGUUAUUUGUUCACAUAUAUUUAUAUACAUGUAUAUAUCUAUAAAUACAUAUAUAGACAUGCGUGUGUGUGUGUGUGUGUGUGUGUGUUUAUAUAUAUAAGUGCAAGCGUAGCUGUGUGGUAAGAAGUUUGCUUCCCAAACAUGUGGUGUUUUUGUGUCUGUAUUUGUCCCCCACCACCGCUUGACAACCAGUGUUGGUAUGUUUACAUCCCCACAACUUAUCAGUUCUGCAAAAGAUACCAAUGAAAUAAGUACCAGGCUUAAAACGAAUUAAGGGCUGGAGUUGAUUCUUUCAACUAAAAUGCAUCAAGACGAUGCCCCAGCAUGGCCACACUCUAAUGACUGGAACAAGUAAAUGUAAAAAAGUAAAGUAUGUCUGUGUACAGGUGUGUGUGUGUGUGUAUUUGUUUGUUUUACAUCUGUAUUUCCAUGCUAGCAUGGGUUGGAUGAAUGUGUCAUCAAGGUAAUGUCUUACAGUCAUGCUUUCCCUGUCACUAACCCUUACCACCUGUUUUUGAAGUCAGGAAUCAGCGGAGCACUUGUUUGGCAGGGGAAACAAUGGCAACGAUGUCACCACUUUGACCUUGUUAGUAAUUUUGGGAGGAUAUGUAAACACCCACACACAUGUGGCUGUGCUCGUAUGUAUGUAUGUAAGUGUGUGUGUGUGUGUAUAUAUAUAUCACACAUGCAUGCACACCUCAUAGUCUUCUCUCAGUUUCAGUUUAUCAAAUGCAUCUUCAGUCAUUUCAUUGCUAUCAUAGAAGAUGCCCAACGUGCCAUGUGGUGGGACUGAACCAAAAGCCAUGUGGUUGUGAGGUGAACUCCUUAACCACACAGCCAUACUUGCACCUAUUCUAUAUAUGGAAACAAAACACUUGCACUUUGUUUGUGCAACUGAUGAUGUUAUUACUGGAUUUACUUUUAACUCAAAAAUUGAUAUAUCCACACACACACAGAGCAGACAGGUGUAUAUGAACCUUGGCAGUACCAUUUCAGUCUGUCUCCGUGAGCAGUGAGAUAUUGAAAUGACCGAAUGUGCUCAAAGGCUAAAUAGGUAGUCGGUGCUAUGAGUUUAUGUGAAUCAGACAAAUAAGAAGAAUGAAUUAGUAACAUGUUACUUUUUGCAGUCCUCCAUAUCCACCCUCAAUCAACCCUUUACUACAAUCGUAGGAAGGACAUUUCUAAGUCUUGACCAUUGUUGAUUUCUUUUAACAGAGACAGAAAGAAAGAAAAGAAUCCCCCCCACCACAUGACUAAAACUUUAAUCUAAUUGACUCCAACAUGAUGAAAGGCAAAGUUGACCUUGGUUGAAUUUGAACUAAGUGCAUAGAGAACUCGAAUGAUUACCACAAAGUAAUCUAAUGACUGUCAUCAUAUACCUGUGUGUGUGUGUUUAUAUGUGUUUGAGUGAUGUGUCUGUCUAUACACAGGUGUACAUGUAUAGAUUCAUAUAUGAAUAUAUACACAUACGUUGCCAUCAAUUCUUACCAAGCAAAGUAAUUCUUCUGCAUGGCUGGAUGUGUUUUCAUGCAAAAUUGGAAAUAAGGGACAUGUCAUAUUCAAGGGUUGGACGGUUUGACCAGGGCUGGUAAGUUGAGGGGCUGCACCAGACUCCAGCUGUAGAAACCAUGCUUAAUCAGACUGCAGUCUCGUGCAGCCCCUCAGCUUGCCAGCAUGGACAACGGAUGUUAAAUGAUGAUGAUGAUGAUGACACUUGUCUACAGCUGUCACACAGUAUCGAGGCAAAGAGGCACAAGCACAUGCACGCAUACACACACACAUGAUGGGCUUCUUACAUUUUUCAUCUGUCAGAUAUUGUCACCUAGAGCACUAUGCAAUGGAAUUGAACCCAAAACCCAGCAGUUAGGAAGCAAGCUUCUUAACUACACAGCCAUAUGUCUGUAUGUGUGUGUGUCUGUAUGUGUGUGUAGUAUUAUAUACAAGUGUUCUGUGUUUAUACAUGACCUAAUAAUUACGGACAGUACUGUGUACAGAUGCAGGUCUACCUUGUGAUUGCAUGGAAGAGUGUGUGUGUGUGUGUGUGUGAUUUUCUACAUUGAGACUACAUUGCUAUAUCAACUUUCCAUUAAAUGCAUUUAUGAAAUAAUAAAGGUCCCUCAAUCAUUCUCUUCUAUGUCCAUAUCCAGAAA
Molecule: messenger RNA, 8110 nt
Organism: Octopus bimaculoides (California two-spot octopus)
Lineage: Eukaryota; Metazoa; Mollusca; Cephalopoda; Octopoda; Octopodidae
Source: RefSeq, a predicted model, not a curated record